Messenger RNA from Branchiostoma floridae (Florida lancelet), 3593 nucleotides. Its product is annotated as sec1 family domain-containing protein 2-like. The record is from RefSeq and is a predicted model, not a curated record. Lineage: Eukaryota; Metazoa; Chordata; Leptocardii; Amphioxiformes; Branchiostomatidae. Gene Ontology annotation, biological process: vesicle-mediated transport; intracellular protein transport. The coding region runs from base 328 to 2412 and encodes 694 amino acids. The transcript has 16 exons.
GGACUUUUCCUCUGGGUCUUCCUCUGGAAGUACGAUAUUUUGUCCAUAAGCUGUCGUUUUCUUCACCUUUUGGGGAAUUUUAUGCCGGACGUAUACAGGUAAAGCUUGUAAAGCGUAUUCUUACCUGAUAUGUUCAGAAAAUACUUUUAAACAGAGAAGGACUGAGGUGCAACGCGCUGUUGAACCCAUCGUUGUACACCGCCCCCCUCCCCAACUGAUCAUCUAGCGGACGACAUUUUUCCCGUCUGCUAAAGCUAAGGGAAUCUUUCACCGCUGUUUCUUCUCAGACUUACUCAAUUUGCUUCAUACGUUCUCACAACUGAUAACAUGAUGCCAGGAAAGCCUCUACAAGGCUGGUUUACUAGCGUCUGGGACAGAGUUUGUGCCAAAGUGAACAAGGCGGUGGUUUUCUUGGACGGACCCUCGGCUGAAGUCUUACACUGGAGCGGAGGCGCUGCCAGGCUUUUCAAGGCUGGUGCCGUCAACGUGAAGGAGUUCUCUUCUUUUGAGUCUGCCAAAGAGGACCAGCCCAAGGCAGUGUUUGUCCUGACCUCGGUGCUGAAGGGACAGGCCAUGACUAUCAUCAGAGACAUCAUCACAGCCAGCCAGUUCCAGUACUGUGUGGUGGUGUGCACGGUCAACCACUUCACACACCAGACUGUACACGGGGCACAGGAGAGCGACAGCAGGGAGGUGUUUGAUCAGUUUGAGGAGAAGAUGUGUGAGUGGAUGGGGAACAUGAACUACACAGCAGAGGUGUUGUACGAGCCUGUAAGUUUUGCCCCCAUCUGUCCUGGCCUGUUCACCACACCAGCCUACUCCUCCAUGUUCCCCCUCACACCCUCAGACAUGGACAGUAUCAGGCAGAUGAGAAUAGCAAGGGGAGAAGCUGUUGGGGAGGACUCUAUGAAGAUUGAUCUCAGCCAUCUGUCUACAGACCUGCAGAUCUGGAUCAAGAUGCUUGCCUCCAACAUCAGCAGCCUGUUUGAAGGGUUGAAUGUAAGAGAAGACUGUUAUGCUGUUGGCCCCUUCAGCAGGGUCAUCGCUUCUGAGCUGGCAAAUCUCAACUCUGCCAAGAACAGGAGAAAAACGGCAGCCAACAAAGCAUCCAUCCUGUUUGUGGACAGAAGUCUGGACAUGGUGGGCCCGUGCGGUCAUCAGACAGACUCGCUGGCGGACAAGGUCAUUAAGUUGUUACCACGAUUGCAGGGUCACACCGUGGAUGUGUCCAUCAACAUGACCAGUCUACUGUCUAAGGGAGCCCAGCUGUACCCCCAGCUGAUCUGCCCAGGCACACUGAGCCAUGCAGACUCUGGUUCACAGGCUCUACUCAGCUCCUUUGUCACUCUUAAACAAAAGGAAUGCCUGAUGGAUGUAAACAGGCACCUGGUGGACGUGGCCACUCAAGAGAAGCUGCUGGUCAGCCUGCCCACCAAACCUGGCCGGCUGGGGGCACAGCAGCUGGAGGGACAUCUCAAACUAUUCAGGGAACCUGACAGCACCAGAGCCUUUGUACAGCAUGCAGGAGUACUUCAGCUGGCCAUGGCUGCUGUACAGACCCUGAACCACCCCCACUACCCUCACACCGAGGAGUUACUCAGUCUGGAGAAGACUCUGAUGCAGAGCGCUGGAGACCAGGGCUGUCCCACAGCACUACAUCAGCUUACUCAGCUGUUACAGGAGAGAGAAGAGUCUAAGGGUCGAGGUGACCGGUCCAGAAGACAGAGGUGUAGUGUGGAGGAUGUGCUGGCCCUGCUGGUGUUUGUGUACUCACUGUUGGGGGAGGAACAUGUGGGAACAGCAGAGGAGGAAGGCAGGCUGAGGGACUACCUGGUCAACCCUUCUGAUGAGGAAGAGCUGAAGGAAACAAUGAUACAUGCCAUCCUGUCAUCACAAGCACAGCUGUCACCAGAGUUACAAUCAUUAGUUGGUGAGAGCACCACAGAAGAUAGAAUACGAAGUGUCAUCAAUGAUGUGUUUAUCAAGCUGAAGGGGCUUGGUAGGGCCAGGGCUGCACUCCAGCAGUUCGGGUCUGUGUUCACCCCUGGCAGUGUGACCCAAGUGGCAUCCUACCGGCCCUUGGUGAGACAGCUGAUGGAACAGAUCUUCCACCCGGACAAGCCUGACAUUCCAGACAUAGAACACCUGUCCUCAGGUCUCACCGACCUGCUCAAGAGUGGCUUCAGGAUGUUCAUGAGUGUGUCAAAGCCCCGCCCCAGUGACCACGCCCUGCUGAUGGUGUAUGUAGUGGGCGGGGUCACGUGUCAGGAGGUCCGACUCAUCAGGGAGGCGGUGGCAGCUGCCAAGACUGAGACGGAGGUUGUUGUUGGCAGUACCAGACUGCUGAAGCCCUCGGAUGUGGUUCACCAAGUCCUGUGUCAGAACAACCUGUUCCCAGACCUGGGGCUGUAAUGACUGUAGCCAUCAACAAGUUUUUCAAAUCAUGAGAGAUGUAGGAAAACUAUAAGAGAGUAUUGUCCUUGAACAUGCUUCAUAUCACACCUUUCUCUGGUACUUUAGUCAUCAGUAAUAGAGUAUUAUGUAUGAUACAUGUGUAUAAACCGGGGAUUACCAGUAUUAUGUACUUUGGAUUUAUGGUAUUUAUGCAUAUAUUAUUAAGGACUUCUCAAACCAUGACCAGCAUGAAAGAUGUUAGAUGUGAAUAUUACAUGAUUAAUUGACAGAUUUAUCAUUGUGUAUCUUAUGGAUAUUGUCUGUGGAAAUAACAAAUUAUCUUUGCCAUCCAACCCUUUCAUCCUUUAAAGUCAUAUUUUUAAUAUUGAGGUACAGAAAAGCGUUGAAUUUCUAAUUCUUUAUACCAGUACCUUCAUUUAGUAUCUUCAAGUUGUUUUCAGAUGAUGACUUACAACAUUUAGGGUACCGUAAUAAAACAACUUUCUGAAGUAAGCCUAACAGUAUCCUGCACAACGGAAACCAGACGUUAAACCAUGCCAUAAUGAAGCUAGGUACAUGUAUGCUCACCUGCCUUCUCCAAAGGUUACCAGUCAUCUAAGGUUUGUGCAGCACCCCUAAGCUUGUAAUGAUAUGCUGCAGAUAGGAACAAUAGCCUAUCACAAGCUUCUGGCAGCUUCUUUGGGAAUUUGGGCCCAUUUCUCGCAGGCUGUUAGCCUAGAGUCCAAGUGUUGUUGUGCUUUUAGAGUGACUUAAAGCACAACAAGGCUGCUAUCCAGGCUAGCAUGUUAUUGUACAUUGUAAAGAGUGACUGAGUGCAAGAACUGUGCCAUUAAGUCAACACAAUUACUAUACCUGGACACUUGAAUUCAGUACCCCUUCAGGGGGCUGAAAACUAAGGUAUCAGUAUUGAAGCAUCAGCUGUAAAAGGCUUUGUGUGGUUUUGUUAUAAUAAGAAAACAGUGUGUCUAAAAGAACAUAAAGAAACCUAACUACAUUUCCCAACAAUGCCAUCGUAAUCUGUACAGUACAGUGAACUGUCCUAUGUACGGGUAACUUCUAACCUGACAGAUGUGUGAGGUAUACUAUACCUAACAGUUGUAUGGUAGUGUAAAUUACUUAAAACAUUGUGACAACAAUAAAACAGCAUUAGGCAUAUUAUGUAUGUCAUUUAUCAUUAA